Coccidioides immitis RS is the source of this 878-nucleotide messenger RNA. RefSeq lists its product as uncharacterized. NCBI's taxonomy places the organism in Eukaryota, Fungi, Ascomycota, Eurotiomycetes, Onygenales, Onygenaceae. The record is from RefSeq and is a predicted model, not a curated record. Bases 1 to 417 code for a protein of 138 amino acids. The transcript is spliced from 2 exons.
AUGCAACACCAACAGCGAAAACCUCUGUGUUUGACCGCCAGAUUGAAAUUUAAAAAGGGAGUGAGCGUUAUCAGUGAUCACAUCACCAGAUAUUCGCAGCAGUUAGAUGAUCAUUUUCAGGCCCCCAAUGGUUGGAAUCACCAACCAGAAUCUCCAAAGUGCUUUUUGAGAUCAUGGUCCAAUCUUGCGAGCUCAUAUGCUGAUUCCUUGGAGCACUCAGUUUUUCUGCUACCAAAGAAUAUCAUUUUUAAACAGACUCUGAACACCCUGUUGAGCGACAUCCUAAAGAACGCGGAUUGUUCUCCGGGACCAGCACUCAGAGCCCCCACAACACCCACGCGGGCGGGUGGGGGCACUCUCCCAUCCUACAACAUUUUCAAAAUAAAUCUAUAUCGUCAUUGUCUUCGAUACAGUUAAUAGUAUUAUAGAUCGAGAAGCUACUCUGUUCGCGUGCCUGGUCAAGUGCUAAACUGCAUUUUGGUAUAUGCUUGGACUGAUGCAUCAUUAUUUUGUUUAACUAACUCACCAAGGCCAUUUCAGGGAAACCAGCCUCUUUGUUUUAUUGUUAUACAACAAAGUGAUAGCGCCACUACCCUUUCUGGCCCCAGAUGCACAUUCAGAAGGUCACCAAGAGAUACAUGCUUCAAAACUCACGCGAACGCCCAAAAAAAAAAUAAAUAAAUACUGCCAAAGCCCAACACAUACGAUAAUGCUCGAAGUCCAUAUUCCAGACAAAUCGAAUCCUGGCGAUGGCGACGAUCUCAUGAGUCCUACAGGAAAAGAGACUAUAAAAUUAGGGGAUUAAUCGACGAAACCAACUCUUUGCAGAUGACUCUCGAAGCCAGCUACCCUAUAUAACCCCGCCCGCGCUUUACAGA